GAGGAGUGAGAGCCGCAAGGCCCCUGUACUUCUGGGGAGCAACUUCUAGGGGGCGCCCGACGCACAUCCCGGGGGCUUUGUAGGGGCGCCAGAGACUUGGGGGAGGAAAGCGAGCAGUGCCAGUGGGUGUUGGCGAGUCUGGGAGGAGCCGUACGUGGCCCUCCAGCACAGAAGGGCUUGGAGAGGGCGAUGGUGCCGAUUGUGCACAGGAAAGAAGCCUGGCCUUGACUGGUGUUCGGCCAGCUGGCACGGAGAGCAUGGACUGAGCCUGGCAGUGCCCCUGGGUGCCCGCGAAGUGCCCACCAGACAGUAGUGACCCCCGGGUGACGGGAAGAGCCUGGGGUUAUUGACAGUGCCAGCCGGGCACUAGGAAUGGGUGCCUGGGAGCGAUGACUUCAGUGUGCCCUCUUACCCCUUAAGGGCAGGAAGCAGCAAUGAAAAGGGUGUGCCAGUCCCUGGAGGUCCUCCCUUGGCCCAAAGGGCGUGUUAAUAACCACUGGGCCAAUCUAUUAUUGAGGGGCCAUCUGGGUUCUCCCCUUCCCUCUUAGCCUCCCAGCAUCACGGCUGGUUCAGCUGGCUGCAGGGAGUGUGGUGGCCCCACCUACUGCCUGAAAUUCACACUGAGGUCACCCUGGGACUGGGGGGAGGAAUGAGGGGUGGGGCACAGGGGGAGGGUGGUAAAAGUGGAAGUGGAAGGAGGAGAAUCAGCUGUUGAAGACCAAUCCUAGUGUUGCCUUAUUCCAAGCCCCUGCAAGAAGUGGCUGCCCAGAGACUUCAUCAAUGGCUACCAAGCGCAAGGCAGAUUCUGUUAGCUCUGGAGGACCCAAGAAGAAAGAGAAACCAGAGGCGGAGGACAACAUCCACUCAACUAUAGAGGCCCUUAAAGCUGCCCCCAAGGAGACACGGAAAGCUCGGGUGGACCCUGUGUGCCCACUCAGCAGCAACCCUGAUGUCCAGGUCUAUGAGGACUAUGACUGUACCCUGAACCAGACCAACAUAGGAAAUAACAACAACAAAUUCUACCUUAUUCAGCUGUUGGAUGAGAAUGGUCAAUACAGGUGCUGGAACCGCUGGGGUCGUGUGGGAGAGAAGGGCCAAUACAGCCAAAAACCCUUCACCUCCUUGGAUGAAGCUAAGCGAGACUUUGAGAAGAAGUUCUGGGAAAAAACCAAGAACCACUGGGCUAAUCGGGACAACUUCGUGCCCCAGAAAGGCAAGUAUACCCUCAUCGACCUGCAGGCAGAAGAUGGGGAGGAGGACCAGGAAGUCAUGGUCAAGGUGGACAGUGUGGAUGGAGUCCAAGCUGUUCAGCAGAAUGUCAAGCCUUGUACCCUAGAUUCAGCCACCCAGGAACUGGUGUCCCUCAUCUUCAGCCAUGACAUGUUCAAUGAUGCAAUGAAGACCAUGGACCUUGACAUUAAGAAGAUGCCCUUGGGGAAGCUGAGCAAGCAGCAGAUCGCCAAGGGUUUUGAGGCCCUAGAAGCCCUGGAGGACGCUCUGCAGAAGAACUCAAACGCAGAAGAGCUAGAGGAGCUGUCCUCCCACUUCUACACAAUCAUCCCCCAUAACUUUGGCAGGAAGAGGCCCCCACCCAUCAACUCCCAGGCAGUCCUGCAGGCCAAGAAGGACAUGUUGUUGGUCCUGGCUGACAUUGAGCUUGCCCAGGCCCUGAAGGCUGGACAGGAGGAAGAAGACAAGAAGACCAAGGUGGAAGAAGUGCCUCACCCACUGGACCGUGAUUAUGAGCUCCUGAAAUGCCAGCUGCAGCCACUAGCAGCUGACACUGAUGAAUACAAGCUGAUUGAAACCUACCAGAAGAACACUGGCCCACCUCAUAUCCGCAUUCUCCAUGUCUGGAAAAUCAAUCGAGAGGGGGAGGGAGAGCGGUUCCAGGCCCAUACCAUGCUAGAGAACCGGCGGUUGCUGUGGCAUGGAACCAAUGUAGCAGUGGUGGCUGCCAUCCUCAAGAGCGGCCUCCGCAUCAUGCCCCACUCUGGUGGCCGUGUGGGGCAGGGCAUCUACUUUGCUUCUGAGAAUAGCAAGUCUGCUUGUUAUGUGCGCUGCACCUCUCAAGGGAUUGGCCUCAUGUUUCUGAGUGAGGUGGUUCUGGGCCAAGAGCACCGCAUCACCAAGGAUGACUGUACCCUUCGGCAGCCACCGCCCGGGUAUCACAGCAUCAUUGCCCAGGGCCAGACGGAGCCUGACCCCAGCCAAGAUGCGGAGCUGGAACUGGAAGGACACAAGGUGAAGGUGCCCCAAAGCCCACCUGUGCCCAUGCCUGACUUCCAAGGGUCCAUGUUCUCCCAGAGCGAAUACCUGAUCUACAAGGAGAGCCAGUGCCGGCUCCGCUACCUGCUGCAGCUGCACUUCUGACCUUCCCAAAGCCUGGGAUCCUGGGCCUGUGGGGCCCUUCUGCCCUGGCCCCAGAGUAGUCCUGUCUCGCCCAGGGCCUGUGCACUGCUUGUAAAUAAACAGGAAAGAAUAAAGUCUCUCUGGCUGACUGCUGC
Dromiciops gliroides (monito del monte) is the source of this 2507-nucleotide messenger RNA. RefSeq names its product poly(ADP-ribose) polymerase family member 3 (gene PARP3). Lineage: Eukaryota; Metazoa; Chordata; Mammalia; Microbiotheria; Microbiotheriidae. Gene Ontology annotation, cellular component: site of double-strand break. The transcript has 11 exons. The record is from RefSeq and is a predicted model, not a curated record. Gene Ontology annotation, molecular function: NAD+ poly-ADP-ribosyltransferase activity. Bases 781 to 2373 code for a protein of 530 amino acids.